GUUUGACAUUUCUAUAAGUUGUAGGUUCGCGUUACGUUCGGGAGAGUGGAAGCAAAAUUUCAACAAAUUUGCAUAACUUUUGCACACAUUAACUAAAGUAAAAAGCAAAUAUCAGUAAAUUGUGCAAAACAAACGAUGGCUGCCAGCUCGAGAGUUUUGCUUAAAGUACGCGAUGGACUUGUUGCCGCCGUACGCCACAACUCCCAAUACAACCAGACACGUGCCAAUCUGAUGUUGACUGGUGAGUCACGCGUCAUCUGCCAAGGCUUUACCGGCAAGCAGGGUACCUUCCACAGCCAACAGGCUCUGGAAUAUGGCACUAAGUUGGUGGGUGGUAUUUCCCCCAAAAAGGGUGGCACCCAACACUUGGGAUUGCCUGUCUUUACCAGUGUAGCUGAAGCCAAAAAAGCUACUGACCCUCAUGCCACCGUUAUUUAUGUGCCACCACCUGGUGCUGCUGCUGCCAUUAUGGAAGCUUUGGAAGCUGAAAUACCAUUGAUUGUAUGCAUCACUGAAGGUGUGCCACAACAUGACAUGGUGCGUGUAAAACACGCCUUGUUGACACAAAACAAGUCCCGUUUGGUUGGUCCCAAUUGCCCCGGUAUCAUUGCUCCCGAAAGGUGUAAAAUUGGCAUUAUGCCCGGACAUAUUCACAAGCGUGGCAAAGUCGGCGUCGUCUCUAGAUCGGGUACCUUGACCUACGAGGCUGUCAAUCAAACAACCGAAGUCGGUCUGGGCCAAACCUUGUGCGUUGGCAUUGGUGGCGAUCCUUUCAACGGUACCGAUUUCAUUGAUUGCCUUGAAAUUUUCCUCAAGGAUCCCGACACCAAGGGUAUUAUCUUGAUUGGUGAAAUUGGUGGUGUCGCCGAAGAAAAUGCUGCUGCCUAUCUGUCACAAUACAACACUGGUAUUAAAGCCAAACCCGUAGUCUCUUUCAUUGCUGGCCUUUCUGCUCCUCCCGGCCGUAGAAUGGGUCAUGCUGGUGCCAUUAUUUCUGGCGGCAAAGGUGGUGCCGGUGAUAAGAUUAAGGCAUUGGAAAAGGCCAAUGUCAUUGUCACUAGGAGUCCCGCCCAGAUGGGCAAGGAAUUGUUUAAGGAAAUGAAACGUUUAGAAUUAGCCUAGGAUUUACUGGAACGCCAAGCGAAAAUUUGUUAGUAGUUAUCACAAAUAAAACUACCAAUUGAAAAGAAAAACAAAAAUCAACAGAAUACACUCUCAUCCACUCUCCAUUAUUGAAAAGUUUAACUUAAAUUACAUACAACCAUACAAACAUACAUACA
Molecule: messenger RNA, 1280 nt
Organism: Stomoxys calcitrans (stable fly)
Lineage: Eukaryota; Metazoa; Arthropoda; Insecta; Diptera; Muscidae
Gene: Scsalpha1
Product: succinate--CoA ligase [ADP/GDP-forming] subunit alpha, mitochondrial
Exons: 5
Coding region: 136-1122 (328 amino acids)
Biological process (GO): tricarboxylic acid cycle
Cellular component (GO): mitochondrion; succinate-CoA ligase complex (ADP-forming)
Molecular function (GO): succinate-CoA ligase (GDP-forming) activity; succinate-CoA ligase (ADP-forming) activity
Source: RefSeq, a predicted model, not a curated record